This is a messenger RNA of Staurois parvus, 313 nucleotides long. NCBI's taxonomy places the organism in Eukaryota, Metazoa, Chordata, Amphibia, Anura, Ranidae. The record is from the annotation of a GenBank genome assembly.
GAUCAGCUGUGUCCAAUCACAGCUGAACACAUAGGAGAGCCGGUAAUCGGCAUUCCGCGGAGGGACAUCUACACUGAUCAUCAGAGCACUAAUGAUCAGUGUGCCCUGAUGAUCAGUGUAGCCCCAGCAGUGCCACCUGUCAGUGUCCAUCAGUGCCAGCUGUCAGUGCUCAUCAGUGCCACGUGCCAGUGCCCAUCAGUGCCACAUCAAUGCCACAUAUCAGUGCCUACCAGUGCACAUUAAUGCCACAUAUCAGUGCCCAUCUUAGCUGCCUUUCAGUGUCACCCAUCAGUGCCAGUCAGUGCCACCUAUC